AUGCACAGAACAUAUUCGUUGAGAAACUCAAGAGCACCAACUGCUUCGCAGUUGCAAAAUCCAGCCCCUCCUCCAGCCACCACCAAAAACCGGUUUUUCGGCCGUGGCGGAUUGGCCAAUUCGCUACGUAAAAACACCGCCGGUGCUUUUGGCCCAGAAUUGGCCCGCAAAUUGUCGCAAUUGGUGAAAGUGGAAAAAAACGUGCUGCGGUCCAUCGAAGUGGCCGCCAACGAGCGUCGUGACGCGGCCCGUCAACUCUCGGUUUGGGGUCUGGAAAACGACGACGACGUUUCCGAUAUCACCGAUAAAUUGGGUGUCCUUAUCUACGAAAUCAGUGAACUCGACGACCAGUUCAUCGACCGUUACGACCAGUACCGUCUAACCAUCAAGUCUAUUCGUGAUAUCGAGGGCUCCGUGCAACCUUCCCGUGACCGCAAGGCCAAAAUCACCGACAAAAUCGCCUACCUCAAGUACAAAGACCCAGCCUCCACCAAGAUUGAGGUUCUAGAACAAGAAUUGGUGCGUGCCGAAGCCGAAUCUUUGGUGGCCGAAGCCCAGCUCUCCAACAUCACCCGUUCCAAGCUACGUGCUGCUUUCAACUAUCAAUUCGACUCCAUUGUCGAGCACUCUGAAAAACUAGCGCUCAUUGCCGGUUACGGUAAGGCUUUGCUCGAGCUUUUGGACGAUUCUCCAGUCACCCCCGGUGAAACUCGUCCAGCUUACGACGGUUACGAAGCUUCCAAGCAAAUUAUUAUUGAUGCCGAAACUGCUUUGAACGAAUGGACUUUGGAUGCAGCCCAAGUGAAGCCAAGCUUGUCUCUCAGACACGGUGAUUACGACUACGAGGAAGAAGAGGAGGAACACGAUGGUCUAGCUGAAGUUCCAGAGGCAACUGAACAUCACUGGGUCGAUGAAGAACCUGCUCAGGCCACCGCCUAA
Lachancea lanzarotensis is the source of this 939-nucleotide messenger RNA. Its product is annotated as LALA0S08e07360g1_1. NCBI's taxonomy places the organism in Eukaryota, Fungi, Ascomycota, Saccharomycetes, Saccharomycetales, Saccharomycetaceae. The record is from RefSeq and is a predicted model, not a curated record. Bases 1 to 939 code for a protein of 312 amino acids. Gene Ontology annotation, molecular function: lipid binding. The transcript has a single exon. Gene Ontology annotation, cellular component: eisosome filament; plasma membrane. Gene Ontology annotation, biological process: negative regulation of protein kinase activity; endocytosis; eisosome assembly.